ACCCGCCCGGCGGGCGCGGCCCCCACCGCAUCACACGAGGGGGCAGCGCGACCGCUUGCUCUGCCCUGGCGCCCGCCUGCUUCCCUCCUCUCGCAGCCUCGCUGCAGCCCGGGCUCUGCUGAGUCAAAGCGCGGAUCAGGUUCCCUGCCUCCACUAUAAAAAUCUCGGCGAGAAAUCUCCGGCGGGAGAGUGAGACGGGGCGCGGGAGGAGCGGGGCGUGAGGUGGCAGGCGGCGAGCCCGUCCGUGGGGAAGCGAAGGGACCCGCUGCGGCAGCAGCAGCCGCUGCUCACCGGGGACGCCCGCGGCUCGCCCCUCUCAGCUGCGGGAGAAGAACCUUUCGCCUCCCGAAAAUGCAACAGCAACAACAGCAACGUCGAAUGUUCACAGCUGCCCUCCUGGCACUUGUUUUCAUUCUGGCAGCUGUGAGUACCGCUGAGGCCGGCAAAAAAGAGAAACCAGAGAAAAAGGCGAAGAAGUCUGACUGUGGGGAAUGGCAGUGGAGUGUCUGUGUGCCCACCAAUGGUGACUGUGGCCUGGGGACACGUGAGGGCACUCGAACUGGAGCUGAGUGCAAACAAACCACCAAGACUCAGAAGUGUAAGAUUCCCUGCAACUGGAAAAAGCAAUUUGGAGCGGAGUGCAAAUACCAGUUCCAGGCCUGGGGAGAAUGUGACUUGAAUACUGCCCUGAAGACUCGAACCGGGAACCUAAAGAGAGCCCUUCAUAAUGCUGACUGCCAGAAGACUGUCACAAUCUCAAAGCCCUGUGGGAAGCUUACCAAAACCAAACCUCAAGAAUCCAAGAAGAAGAAAAAGGAAGGCAAGAAACAAGAGAAGAUGCUGGAUUAAAGGAGUCAACUUGGGCAGUGUGAGAAAGGAACAUCAGCAAACACGAUCGGUUAACAGUUUCAUUUAUACCUAGGCGUUUUAUCCUAAAAUUAUUUAUAGCUUAAUGGUACCAUAGAAGGAAACAAGCAAACACAGAAAAAAAAUAUCUUUUUUUAAUUACUUUAGUAUUUUUAAUGUAUAACCCUAACAACAAUUUUUAGAGGCCUAUAAUAAAGGACUCCAAACUCAUUUAGUCUAUUGUAUAUUGAACAAUGUAGAGGUUUUUAAAAUAUUUUUUUUCUCUAGUCUUGCCAUAGGUCUCAAUCUGGUAAUUACUCCAUGCAAGCAGAACCUGAACCUGUGUGGAGCAGUGCUGAAGCCAGUGGUGCCCUGUGUGGACACAGGAGUCUGGCUCGAUGCAAUUAUAAUUAAGACUGGGACCUUACAUCUGAAAAAAAAACAGGCUUGUUUCUUAAGUUUUUAUUGCAUCUGGAUAACUGUAUGAAAUUAUUUGUUUAAGGAAAGGAUAGGGGCAUUUUGUUGAGUAUUUAGAGGCACAGAAUAUUUUUUUUUUUGGAUGUGUGGUGAAUGUUCAUUCCAAAAUGCCACCAUCUCUGUGUAAAAAACAGUAGCACACCUAUCCUUGGCCAUAUUUUGGAUGUUGGCAGUAAAAAUUAUGAAAUCUUUCAAUGGUUGGAUAUAGAAGAGUCUUACUUUUUCACUGUUUUCUAGCAAUGAUUUUUCCAAGUGGAAUAAUAGCAAAACUUUCCGUUUUUUUAGCAUAGCUUUGCUGGUGGAUGGUAGUUUCCUCUGGUUUACCUGUAAAAGCCGAAAAACACUUUAUUCUAUUUGUUUAGUUUCCCAGAAGGGAGAAUAUCCCUUUCACAAAAUCUAGUUGAAAUUGUUGUGAUUCUGCCUGACCCAACUCCCUUUUGUAUCAGUGGGAAUCUUCCUGUUGAUGGUUGAAGAAUAGUAUGUCUGGUGGGAAGAAACAGAAGAAAUCUCUUUGGAAACUGCCUGAGAUAGUUCCUAUUUUUGAGCAAAAAAAGGACAAUUUGUGGGACUUGAAACCAACAGGAUUUUUUUUUUUCUCUCUGUUAGUAAAACAGAAGGGAAAUAUAAACCAGUACCUGUCGCUUUCUUUCAUUUUUAUGUAAGUAAAAGGACCUUGGAAAAGUUCAGUCAACAUAAAAAUAGUUCCAUGGUUUUAAUUUUUUAAAAUUGUCUGCAUGGAAAAAAAAAUUAUAACAAACUGAUUUUCAGUUUAAUUUAACCUAUUUUAAAUGAUAAGUUCUGGGAAAAAUCACAAAGUAGAAAAAAGAUCUGACAAAGGGCUGGUCUGUCCACCGGUAAAGGGUCGUUUAACAAACUAAACAACCAUCAGACCAGGCUUUUUAGAGGAAACAUAAGGGACUUCAGUGCCCAAAUUAGUUUCAAAAUCAUUGCUUUUAAAUUCUAAAUCUUACAGUUCACCAGCUGGAAAUAAGCUUUAUUGUUUGUGUAGGCUGCAGGCUUGCCUGCUGGUCAGGAGGAAUAUUCUCCCUUAUACUCCUGUGGGUACCCGCUGAUUUUAGCCAAGCUGCAGCGGGGUGUGUUCAUCAGAGUAAAUCACAUCGCUUGUUUGGAAUUAGCUUGUAGACAAGCAGAGAGUCUUUUUCCAAACUAAUGUAUCACUCCCCUUUUCUAUGCAAAAAAACAAAAAAAAAUUAUAACCACUGCAGAGCUCACCCUCUUUUUUCUCCCAUGGAGGGUGUGGCUGAUUUGAACUCACAGCGAGGCAAAUCCUUCUGUAGACAUUCCCAAACCCUUCUGAAGCCAGCUAGCCAUGGCUGCACAUAGCUUAUGAUAGAUUAGCCAUACAAGUAUUUCCCAGACUCCUUGGGUGUGUUUUGCAGUCUGUGUUGAUGUUCUUGUUAUUUUGACUACACUAUUAGACAUACCUAAACCAGUGAUAUAGUAAAAAAUGUCCCCAUCAUGUGGUGGACGUGCAAUGACCAAAUCCAAAAUAUAAUAUAAAGGUUCAUAUUUGGGUGGUUCUGGGUGCUAUUUGGUUUGUUCAUGGUCUAAUCAGGUCUGCCAGUGUUUGUGCCUCAGACUUAAACUAGUGGAUUGGUAGGUCUGAUUGAAAUCAAAGGGAGAAAGAAGCUUUUUCACUCACCAAAGGUUUUCUGUCUAAAUGCUGCAUCAGUUCACUUAAAGUGGUUCAACUUUGAGUGCGAACACUGUUGCACCAUGGUCUUACACUGAGUAAUCUAGUCCAUAUUACAUAGGGAGCUGGCAGGAGUUGGGAAUGAUGCUGAGACCAACAGCUUGACUAUCCUUUAGCAAGCCUUAGACGUGACUUCCAAUAUCCACCUCUGUGAGUAAGAAGAAAAUACAAAUUCCCCUGUGUUUCCUCUGACACCUUAUGGCCCUCAUGAUUAAUUGCCAAUCUGUCUUGGUAAAAGAACAUUCCUAACAGUUUCUGAAGGAGGCCCGGUCAAGUUCCCAUUCGUGCGAUAGUGGUGUAGGGCCUCCAUGGAGAGAGUUUACAGAAAACAAAGAAACAAACAAAAAAAUGCCGCGUUAGGACCAGAAGAAAGUGCAGCAGUCCUGGUAGCAAAGGGUGUGAAAUAGGAGAAUGCUUCCUUUGUACUACUCAGCCACAUAUAUUUGGAUCUGUACUGACAUCUUAUUGUUGACAGUAAUUGGAGUUGUGUAUGCCAUAGUUUGUAAACAAUGAAGAAAAUUCCCAAGAAACCAGCAGAAGACUUUCUGUGGAAACUGGCUAUAAAGGAGAUGAUAAAAGUAAUCCAUGGCAGAACACAGAGGAAGGUUGAAUGGAAUAGGUCAGUCAGGUCAGCUCUGAAAGGAGGUACCUGGUACCUAAUAGGGGCAGUUGCUUCACUAGUUAUCACUAGUUAUCAAGAAAGCAAGAGGCAAGAUUCUGAACAAACCUUUUUCUCAGCCCAUCUUGCUCAGUUUCCACCUGAGUAAUUCUGAAAUUUCUCCCUACUUGCUUUCUAAUCUUUUACCCUCCCUUCUUUGGGAGGCAUGCUUGUCUGACAGUGCUGUGGGGGCAGCUACUUCAGAUGAAAUAUGUGUUUUUUCCUCUUGGUGCUAUCCUCUUACAAUGGAAAAUGACUUAGCAUAGAUGUGUUGCUUAGCUAGUUUAACUGACUGAAGCUUGUUUCAUUAAUGUCCCUCUCAAGAAGCAGUUUCUAUCUUCAUUUGCUACAGCUGUAAUAUGGUAUGGGGAGAUGACAGAAAUCCCUAAAUAACAGCCUUUUUCUGAAGACUCAGAUCUCUUAGAAAAGAGAGGGGUGAGUUGCUGAACAUCAGCUAAGGAUGAAUAUGCAUCCAGACUCUGGGCCCCAGCAGCUUUAAACUUAGAGGAAUUUGGGUAUAGCUCCUUUCCUUUCCUCUGCAUAGGCACACCCAUGUUUCUAAGCAAUUAGACCUGUCUAUAUUUUGAUUCAAAACAAUAUUUAAGAACUGGGGCAUUUUCUGACUUUGACAUGUCUCCUGACAGAAGUGCCCAUAUUGAAAAAGAAUAAUUGCUUGUCAGCCUGGCCUAUUUAACAGUCUAUUAAGUACAGCAAAACCACAGGGCAAGGCUCCAGGAAGGGAAAACAUUUCUUGUACAUGCAGGUAGACAGUAAGUUGUAACUUACUGAUUAUCAUCUUCUAAUUCCAUAAUCACAUUCUGGGCUAUACUGUUUUUCAAAGGAGAAAAAUAAUGAUAAAUGGAAGAAGAAUAAUAAUUAUAAAGCAUAUCAACAGACUGUGUUGGAGACUUUAUAAAGAAGAGACAGAUAUGAAGUCAGGAACAUUUUAUACAAACUUCUUUUGCAUGCUUCUUGAGUAGGGAAGGCAGGAUUACUGGUUGGCACAUUUGUUUUCAGUCUUUCCUUGAUUUGUGCCUUAAUGAAAACUAGUCAAAUGUAGAAUGUUACUAAAAAUACGGAGAAGUAAAAUUCCACUCCGACCUCAAAAGAACAUGUCCAAAAGGAUGCAAUGUCAAAAUGAGACAAUAGCAUGUCUGUCUUUUCUGGUUUAGGAGUACAAGUUAUGAUGAUGUUGAUAGGAGAAAACAUAACUUUUCUGUAACUUUGGUGUACAUCCUCCACCACUUGGCAUGUGACAAUGGAGAAUUGAAGUAAAACAACAGAGCAUUAGGAUGAACUAAGGGGAAGUGAAUGGAGACUGUUUAUGGAAACAAGCCUAUGAAACCCUCAAAACUAACCAUGCUGUUAGCAGGUAGCACCUGAAGAUAAACAUUGUAUGGCAUUCCCAUUUGUUUAAUGGACUCUAUUAACAUAUGACCUUUAUUUUGAGUUUCCUUAGUCUAAUGUCAAUGAUGAGGGUGGGACAAAAGCCAACCUGACUUUGCCUCAGUCUAAGAAGUUCAACAGCAUUAACAAUGUAAAACUGCUACUUUUCUAAAGCAAAAUGUUAGUGAGGUACACUAUUUUGACAUGAGACAAUGGUCUUUCACAUCUCCAGGUUCUUAUAGGAUGGGGAAGCAGGAUGUCAACGGGGGUAGGUAUCUUGCAUUCAGUCUUUUUAAACUCUCUAGGACAGCAUCUUCUGUGAACUUCUGACUGUGUUCUCUCCUUUGUGGGCACAGUUUAUACCUGUUGUCUGUCUUUCCCCACUCAUCUCUAAUUUUUCUAGUAUUUGUAGGUUUUCUGUCAAUUCUGCAAAGGCACUCUACCUCUCAGCCAAACUUCUGUGGAUAUUGUUGAUCCUUCUUCAUGCUUGAGCCUGUGUUCUCCAUUUCUUACUGGAUUGUUGCAAAACAGCCCCAGCAAGCCCCUGCCAUCAGGUACCACUCAUUAUGUCCUUCUAAGAUUAAAAGACACGAAAGCAACUUGUUAAUCAGAAGAUGACAAUAAACAAGGAAAUAUGAGCAUGAACUAAGAGAUUUCCUGCAGUAAUUGGAAGGGUGACCUGCAGAUAAAAUCUUUGUUGUAGCUCAACUUGGGCAAAAAUUCCUAGGGAACAGAAAUGCAUCAUAUUUGAUAAAAAUUAGAGACUAUGAUGAAAGAGUGUCUACCCUUAAUUAGAAAAAACACCUUAUCUAGAUAAACAGCAGCAAGAAGCUGCAUUCUUUCCUGUCGUGUCCUCUUUUACCAUCACAUUAAAGGGAAAAGACAUGGCACAUAGAGCUUCAGGGACAGUGGAAAACUUGUCUGAGCAAAGCAGAGUGCAAAGAGAGCCACUUCUACCCUAUGGGUGUUUGUGUUUGGAGAAGGCCUAGGCAGUCUUGUUUCUAGCAGCAGAAAACUGGGUGCUUUUGGACCAAAACUAAAAAAUGCUGAAGUCUAAUAAUUUUCCUAAUGUUCCCUUUCUGCUCCUCUUCAAAAAAGGCUGUCUGCCUUGUGCCUCAUCACUCUGACCUGAGGGGAAAUUAGAUAUUUCCUGGAAAACAUGAGAAUUCAACUAUUAUCAGCAAUCACCAUCUCAUUGGUGGGGCUGUGCGUUCCUUUUGCCCUUUCUGCAGUUUGCCAUUUAAAUAUGUGGUGUCUUGGUGUACUAGAAACUCAGUAGGUAUUUCUUAACCUUUAAAUCACUUGGCUUUGAGUGAGUUGCCUGUGAAAAAAACUGUACUUACAGUUCUUAUUCCUUUCUUUAAACAAAAAAUCCCACAAUGACGAAACUCACAGCAAAACUGAGAGCAUGUGUCCAGUGUAUGAAUUCACUGAUGAGAUAAAACAGAGGCUCCCAAGUAUUCCCAUUUCAGAAGGUCAUUCAAAGUUAAGGGCUGUACAAAAGCUUUAUCCCUGAAUUCUGUAAUGUAAAUGUAGGAAAAUGGAUAGCAUCUACAGGGCUGUCUUACCCAUACCCAGUUUCAUUCAGUUAAUUACAGUGUUUGAAUUCCCUCACCCUAAUCUACCUGGCAAUAAGACAAUAUUUAACUUUUCUCAUUAGGUCAUUCAUUACACUUCCCGUAUUAUAGUUAUAUAGUUCAUCUAGAUUUUGACAGCUGAAGGGAGUGGCUCUGAUAAUCCAGUGUAUGCUGUGGUUGCUGAGGGAACCUGAAGCAGAUGCAGGCUAGUGCUGCUGCCGUUUGGAGCUAGAAACCACCUAAUGAGUACGUUGGCAUCAGACACUGCAGCUCUCUAAAUAUACAUGCGUACAUACUGCACAUAUAUACAUAUGUCCAUAUAUGGGGAAGCAAAAUAUAAAAAAGUGCAUCUGUAACUCAAAAUGUGUCUCAUAACUAGUGCUGCCAUGUUUUCAAGAUAAAGUAGUGAAAGAGUUUCUUGUCCUAUGUUGUUAUUUACAUGAGGAUAAAACUGUAGUAUAAGGUAUAAACAGCUAGGUUUCUUUCCAUUCCUCAGCGUAUCAGUUUAGGGAUAGCUGUGUCCAAGGAAAAUGGAAAACACAUGCCAAUGAAAUGGCCAAUAGGACUUAGUGCCAGAGUGAUGUUCUCUUCUGUCACACCAAGUAUGUGGAAGGACUUUGUUCAAAGCUUAAAAGUGGAUGAACUGCUUCAAUUAGGUGUGAGCAUAGAAAUCCUGGCAGAAAAAUGCUUUUUUGCUGCCAAUAAAAAAAAAAAAUAAGGAAAAAUGGGAAAAAAAUAUAUAUAUAAAAAAAAAAAAAACUAAAAAAGGUAAAACAGAAAUAAUCUUGAUAUUUGCAGUUUGGGUGUUAAACAGAAAGAAGAAACUAAAGUCAAAAUAACAAAUUAAAGCCUGAAUAUUGUGUUCAAUGGAUUUCUGAUUCUGUAUAUAUCUAUUAAACCAUUGCUAUAUGAUAUCUUCUCAUGGGUUACUCUCUUUUUCCUGUUCCUUUUUUUUUUUUUUCAGUUUGUAUAUUGAUUUUGUAAGCUAGCAGUGUGUUACCUUUUUGAUUUUUUUAAACUUGUAUGAAAGCCAUAUAUCCAUAUUGUAGAAUGAAAGCAUUAAUCCUGUAACAUCCCUUAAUGUUUCCCUUAGUUCUGUGGGAUUGUGGGAGACUCUAGCAAAUGUAUAUGUUUACCAAUUGUAUCAACAUAAUUUACUUGCUCUUAGUGGCGAUAAAGAAUUAAAUAAACUAAUACACAGAA
Molecule: messenger RNA, 7861 nt
Organism: Columba livia (rock pigeon)
Lineage: Eukaryota; Metazoa; Chordata; Aves; Columbiformes; Columbidae
Gene: PTN
Product: pleiotrophin
Exons: 5
Coding region: 352-849 (165 amino acids)
Cellular component (GO): extracellular region
Molecular function (GO): growth factor activity
Source: RefSeq, a predicted model, not a curated record